This is a messenger RNA of Rubroshorea leprosula, 1205 nucleotides long. The record is from the annotation of a GenBank genome assembly. Lineage: Eukaryota; Viridiplantae; Streptophyta; Magnoliopsida; Malvales; Dipterocarpaceae.
ACUUCUACUACUUAUUUUACACGAAGGAAAAAAAAGAAAAAACUGAAUUAUUUCAUUCAAAUUAUUUUUUGAGAAUUGAGGAACCUUUGAGGGAGGGAUUUGGGUGAGGAAAAGUGGGUUUGUUUUUCUCUUUUUAGGGGGGGGUGAAGAUUUGGUGUGGUGAAGAUUGAAGAAGAUGGAGUUUGAGGAGACUGAGCUCAGGCUGGGGUUGCCUGGAAACAGUGGUGGUGAAGGGGAGGUUGCCAGGAAGAGGGGGUUCUUUGAGACGGUGGAUUUGAAGCUUAAUCUUUCAUCCAAGGAUGUCGGUGGCGCCGGGUUGGAUCUGGAUCAUGACAAGGUGAAGGGAGUGCAGAAGGACAAGAAUCUUCUCCCUUCUGUUGCUGAUCCGGCCAAGCCUCCAGCCAAGGCACAGGUGGUGGGUUGGCCACCAGUCCGGUCGUAUCGGAAGAAUGUGUUGGCGAGCCAGAAGAGCAUGAGUGAUGAGAGUGAUAAGGGUGCUGCCUUUGUGAAAGUGAGUAUGGAUGGGGCACCUUAUCUCCGCAAGGUGGACUUGAGGAUGUACAAAACUUACCAGGACCUUUAUGAUGCCUUGGGCAAAAUGUUCAGCUCUUUUACCAUUGGCAAUUGUGGAUCCCAAGGGAUAAAGGAUUUCACGAAUGAGAGCAAGCUGAUGGACCUUCUUAACGGCUCUGAUUAUGUACCCACCUAUGAGGACAAGGAUGGUGAUUGGAUGCUCGUGGGUGAUGUCCCAUGGGAGAUGUUUGUUGAAUCAUGCAAGAGGCUACGCAUCAUGAAAGGAACUGAGGCAAUUGGUCUUGCACCGAAAGCCAUGGAGAAGUGCAAGAACAGAAGCUAAGGUCACCACGACACAGCCUGCUCCAUUGAUCUAGUCAUCACUGUAGACAAACAAAGCGAACAGAUGGAUCGAGCAGGUCAUUAGGGUGCAUUUUAUGGUGUUAAUUAUAUAUAUGUUUAAUUAAUUAAACGUGAGAUACUUAUAUCAAUUAUGACAGACAGGAGCAAUAAAUAAUAAAUCUCAUGUCCCAAAACGACUCAUAUCUCAGCUGUUUCUGUCGCUCAAUUAAUUUGCUUGGAUUUAGUAUUAAGGGCCGGCGUGUGCUUAGUACAAACAUUGUAAACAAUUAAAUGUAUCCCUCGAGUUUGUAGUUUGUUAUUAUAAUACUGUGUGCUCUGUUUAAUUAUUU